Messenger RNA from Nelumbo nucifera (sacred lotus), 1989 nucleotides. Its product is annotated as RING/FYVE/PHD-type zinc finger family protein. NCBI's taxonomy places the organism in Eukaryota, Viridiplantae, Streptophyta, Magnoliopsida, Proteales, Nelumbonaceae. Gene Ontology annotation, molecular function: metal ion binding; phosphatidylinositol binding. The record is from RefSeq and is a predicted model, not a curated record.
ACCGUACCGCUGGCAUUUCACAACUCCCCCCACCUAGGCUGGGUUUGUACAGGGAUUUUGAUCUCUUUGUCGCCUUCCUCGGAAAGAAACAAGAAACGCUGCUUCUCCAUUUCUAGGGUUCCGGUUUAUUUGAUUCGAAAGCUUUGUAUUUACAGGAUAACAAUCUAGUCGCACCAAGAGAAAACGAAGCGAACAGCUCCGGUAUCGGAUGAGAUCUAUCUCAACCUUCUCGUUAAGAGCUUCUGACUGGGGCACUUGUUGUGAACUGUAGUGGAAGUGCUUGUAUUUUUUUAUUCCAAUUGCACAUAGUAGUAAGGCAUGGAAUCAUCUGGGGCAAAGGUUCUAUAUUCUUCACUUUCUGCACUUGACAAAAAGAAUACUAGGUACCAGUAUGAUGAAGACUAUGGUGAUGAUGCCUGGACUGUGCAUGAAGGCAGGAGUACCUGCAUUAUGGGCUCAAGGGUCUCAAAACAAGAUAACCCGUAUCAAUUAUCUGCUGAUUCAGAUGAUUUUCUUGAUGGAGAGUAUGAUUCAAGUGAGGAAGCAUUGAAUUCUCUGCCACCUAGCAUGCCUCCAGAGGUGAAUUUGAAAAAUGUGUUGAGCGGUAUGGUUGCUAUUCUGCUGGGCCGCAAUAAAAGUUCAAGUGUUAUUGAUGGUCCAAUGAACUCCAGUUCUAAUGUGUCCUUUCUGGGAUCUGGAAAGAAUGGAGAUAGUUUUUUGCAUUCAUCAGUCUAUAUACCAAGUGCUCCACCACUUUUUGAGCCAAAUGGGAUCAACUACAGUGCUUAUAGGGAAGUCUUGGAGGCUGAACCUCCAGAAUGGCUUCCGGAUAGUUCUACUACAGUGUGCAUGCAGUGCACUGCACGCUUUACAGCACUUACUCGUGGCAGGCAUCAUUGUCGGUUCUGUGGAGGUAUUUUCUGCAGAGAAUGCACAAAGGGAAGGUGUUUGUUGCCUGUUAAGUUUAGGGAGAGGAAUCCUCAGAGAGUGUGUGACACCUGUUAUGAUAGACUAGAUCCACUCCAAGGGGUAUUGAUACAUUCUGUCAGCAAUGCUGUGCAAGUUGCAAAGCACGAUGUCAUGGACUGGACAUGUACAAGAGGGUGGUUAAAUUUGCCAGUGGGGUUAUCCAUGGAACAUGAAAUAUACAAAUCGUCUAAUACCUUGAGGACUUACUGCCAGGUUUCUAGGUUGAACCCCGAGAGGUCUAUACCCUUGGCAGUUCUGAAAGGAGCCAAAGGCUUAGCAAUUAUUACAGUUGCUAAAGCUGGUGUACUUGUCACAUACAAACUGGGUACUGGUCUGGUUGUUGCUCGGAGGUCAGAUGGAUCAUGGUCUGCACCAUCAGCCAUCUUGUCUCUUGGUUUAGGAUGGGGAGCUCAGGUUGGGGGUGAGCUUACGGACUUUAUAAUAGUGCUCCACGAUUCUAAAGCUGUGAAGACUUUUUGUAGUCGCAUGCAUUUUUCCCUUGGAGCUGGUUGCAGUGCUGCAGCAGGACCUGUAGGCAGAGUUUUGGAAGCAGAUCUUCGAGCUGGAGAUAGGGGGUCAGGCAUGUGCUAUACAUACAGUUGCAGCAAGGGAGCAUUUGUGGGGAUUUCACUGGAGGGAAACAUAGUUGCGACAAGGAUGGAUACUAACCUGCAAUUCUAUGGUGAUCCCUAUCUAACAACGACGGAUAUUCUUCUGGGGAUAGUGGAAAGACCGAAGGCAGCUGAGCCACUGUACGUUGCCCUUGAUGAUCUCUAUUCUAAGCUGUACGACGUCAGCUAGCUUUCUCUGUGUUAUUUCAAUGUACAUAGCCUAUUUGUCUGCAAAGCUACGUAGUUCUCUGUUAGAAAAAGUCACUCGUGGACCCAUAUUGAUACUUGUGGACCGAAAACCGUUUCACUUUCUUCUUCCAGGUUCUGUGAUGCAAAUGAUUGAUGCCUAAGUUGUACAGAUAAUUCCCAAAGUAAUAUAACGGUAUAUAAUUUAUAGCUUGUUCAUAUC